Messenger RNA from Seriola dumerili (greater amberjack), 1856 nucleotides. It is a transcript of the gene pkia, whose product is annotated as cAMP-dependent protein kinase inhibitor alpha-like. Gene Ontology annotation, biological process: negative regulation of cAMP-dependent protein kinase activity. The transcript is spliced from 4 exons. The coding region runs from base 109 to 426 and encodes 105 amino acids. Gene Ontology annotation, cellular component: nucleus; cytoplasm. Gene Ontology annotation, molecular function: cAMP-dependent protein kinase inhibitor activity. NCBI's taxonomy places the organism in Eukaryota, Metazoa, Chordata, Actinopteri, Carangiformes, Carangidae. The record is from RefSeq and is a predicted model, not a curated record.
GCGUAAUGGUAGUGGGGUAGUGGUAUUCAAGCUGAUGUGAUUGACCUCUGCGAUUAUUCGGAAGCCCUCUAACCUAAACAGGUCCUGCUAUGGUGAGGUGUGUCAGCGAUGACGGAUGUGGAGGCGACCUACGAGGACUUCAUCACCUCUCGACGGUCUGGUCGCAGGAAUGCCAUCCAUGAAAUCCCAGCAACCCCUGGAGUGCAGGGACCCACUGACCUGUCACAGAGUCUGGGACAGCUUAACAUCAACAAAUCAGGUGAUGAGGAAGAAAACGCUGAGAAAAGCCAGGACUCUCCAGCUGAAGAAGAGGAGACUCAAGCCACUACACAACACUUCCAGGGAAUCCAGGAUAGUGAUUGGACACCUACUUUCCCUACGCUCUUAUUGCAUCAACACCUGCAUUUAUCUGAGUUAGGAACUUGAUCUGCUCUUUAACUCUGUCACAGUGGUCAUGCAAAAGUUGUAUCAAAAGAGCAACUGUGUUCUGUUUCACUGGCUACUUUCCUGCUCUUACACACUGACCCACAACCUGUUAUAGCCCUUUUUGUGUCCACUGCCAGGCCUAACAGAUGCAGCUGGUGUCUGCUUCUGUUAGAUUAUGCCUGAGUACAGCAUUUUUAAAUUAUUUUGUUGCCAAAGUAAGUCAUCUAUACUGUUAUUUCUUAUUUUUAUAUGUUCAAAACAUUGUAAAGCUUGUCCUAGGUCUUUACAUGGGAAAUUAUUUUCUAAUAUUCAGUAUUUUGAAAAUGCAACUUACUGAUGAUUUACCUAACUAUGAUUUACAAUGGUAUUUUGUAUGAAUAAGGCAUUUAUCUAAAAUAUUCUUUGUGACUUUGACUCUUCGACUUUCAUUCUUUGAGUCAUUCAGAUAGUUGUUAAUAGUUAUGGAAUUUAUUUUUUUUAAAUAAUGUUCUUCUAUUGCAAUACAUCUUAUGUAAAACUAAAUCUUGUUUGGUUACAAAGUAUGUUAACUCAUAUUUAAUUAUCCAUUUCAUUCUCUGUGGAAAAGUCUUCGGUCUUCUGUGAUGGCGAUGGAUGCAGGAGUUUGCCAUUCUAAGUACAAGGUGUAAAGAUUUCAUAUUAUACAUACAAAUUUGUUGAUAUUAUUGCUGUAUCCUUGUUACCCAACAUUAGAUAAAUGCACUGCCUUCCACUAAGCAUAUCCAAAUUUGUGUCCAUGAGUGUGUGUAUGAGGGUGUGUAUGAGGGUGUGUGUGUUUUAAAUACAAUUUGUUUGUGGUGGAUGUUAAGAUGAAUAACUUAUUUGCUGCUGGAGAUUAGAAAAAUCCUAAUACUGACUGCACCGAGUACACUAGUGUGUUAUUUAUCAUUAUUAUUGUUUAUUAUAGAUCUGUAUGUGUAUGUGUGUGUACAUACAUCAUGUCCUGUGGCUUAUCGGGUGUCUGCUAGAAUGAUUAUUAUUCCCAUUUCUUUAUUGUUUCAUAGUGACAAAACCAUCCCUCUCAAUACUAUAAUGGUAGCUAUGGUACACUGUCUUGUUUUGUUAUACCAAUCAAAUAUAUAGAUAUGCACUCUAAAAAUUUCUCUUGAAUUCAUGCUGUAUAACACUCAAAUAUUUUAAGAUUUAUUUUUAACCCAGAGACAUUAUCUGAUCAUUUGAUUUGUUUCUGUCUUGUUUUGCAUUUUAUGGCUUAAAUCUGAAAGUUAAUGACCUUUUACAAUGUACUUACAGGUGAAAAAUAUUUUGUACAUUGAGUCAGAUAUAGUGUCAUUUAAUGACCAGCAUUGUUGGUGACCAAGAACACCCAUGAGUAUGUUGUAUUUUUUGUAUUAUUAUUUCCUGGCAUUCGUUCAUGAGUCACGCCCCUGUGUUGUCAGUUACCUUUCUGUAUU